AUGCGGCAACUUACUGCUUUGCUGGCCUUGGGCACUGUCGCCUCCUUAUUCAUUACUUCUACCCAAGCUCACGUCACGUCAGGGAGAGAGCGCUAUGGAGUCAUUGGCUAUGGCAUUGUCAUGUACGACCCGCCGUGCGCCUACGCGUGCAUCGACAUGGCGAACAGCUGGAACCUCGACUGCGCCCACGAGCACACGGACGGCAUGGACAUGGGCGGGAUGCACAUGAGCUCGGUAACCCCCGAGUGCAAAGCCACGAGUGAUCCGUUUCUCCAGACCUUGGCCUGGUGUUUCUACACCCACUGUCCCGGGGCGAGCAACUCCACACUGGAGAGGGUCUGGGAGAUGGACAUUGUUGGCCGCAAGGCUGUCCAGCCUGCGCCGGCAUACUCGUACCAAGUCGCACUCUCCCGCGUAGCACAGGCGCCGCCGACCUCUAUUCUAGCCUCCGACGCCACGCUGAACACAACCUCCCUGGUUGACGAGGAGGCCUGGCUGGGCAAGUUCAAUGGUGACGAGGCGUUUGAGAGGAUGGAGAUCAGGGCCUCAACAUUUGGCUGCGUCGGCAUCCCCAUUGUGUUUUCUUGGUUCCGCUUCCUACCCCUGAAUCCGGUCGUGGUGUCUAAAUUCUACGCCACCUUCAUCGACCCUCCUUUAUUUGGAAACCACCACUCAGCCCCGGUCCUAGGAUUCGGUUUUGUGCCGACGAGAGGUCAGGGGCUCUUCAUCGCCUACAUCUGGAUUAUCAACAUCAUCGUCUCCUCGGUGGGCUACGAAGUACGGGACCCAAUGUCCUGGUACCCGACCGUGGAGCGGCAGCUCGUCGUAUACAUCAGCAACCGCGUGGGAGUCUUCAGCUUUGUCAACCUCGCCCUCGCCGUGCUCUUCUCCAGCCGCAACAAUGUGCUGCUGUUCGUUACGAAUUGGUCUCACUCCACCUUCCUCCUCGUCCACCGCUGGAUCUCCGUCAUCUGCAUGUUGCAGGCCUGCUUGCACUCGGCCAUCUAUCUACAGUACUACCUCGACCCCCUGGCCGGCGAGGGCGCCCACGCAGAGCAGAGCAAGCUGGACUACUGGAUCUGGGGCAUUGUAGGCACGCUGGCCCUGGCGCUGCUCAUGCCGCUGUCUGUCCUCCCGCUGCGCAGGAAGCUGUACGAGGUCUUCCUCGCCACCCACGUGGUCCUCGCCGUCCUGGCCAUGAUCGGCUGCAUGCUGCACAUCUACUACCGGUACGAGUGGCAAUGGGGGUACCAGACUUGGGUUUGGAUUAGCUUUGCCUUUUGGCUGUUUGACCGUUUCUUGGCUCGGCCUCUAAGGCUGGCGCGGAACGGCGUCAAACGAGCUUUUGUCACUGUCAUUGACGAGGAUUACCUACAAGUGGAUAUCCCCGGGGUCGAAGGCGAGGGCCAUGCGUACCUGUACUUCCCAACACUGACAUGGCGGGUCUGGGAAAACCACCCCUUUUCCGUGGCCGCCCAACAACAACAACAGCAGCAGCAGCAACACCACCCCCCCACAACCACACCCCCAACCACCUCCCUCACCCACCCCAACCUCCUCUGCAUCGCCGGCGGCGUGGGUGUCACAGGGGUGCUACGUUUCCUGCCGACCAGUCCUACUUCUUCUAAGGGGGGUGAUAGCAGGCCCAGGGCCGGGGGGAAGGUGAAGCUGUUUUGGGGGAUGCGGGCCGAGAGCGGGGCGUUGGUGCGUGCGGUUAGGGGGGUGGUUGGUGCUGGUGUGGGGGGUGUUGCUGCUGCUGUUGCUGUUGGGGUGGGUGGUGGUGGUGGUGGUAAGGGGGGUGGGUUUGACGGAAAGGGGGAUGGGUUUGAUGCCGGGCGGGGUGAGAAGGGGGGAGGGGUGGGGAGCGUCGAAAUGGCAGCGACGACGGCAACGACGACGACGGAGAUGUGGGGCGGUGCUGAGGUGACUAUCUCGGCGGGGAGGCGGUUCGAUAUCGGUGCGUUGCUGGAGCGGGAACUGCUGCCGUCGGGUGAGGGCCGUGGUGUGGCGGUGGCGGCGGGGAUGGGUACGACGGUGGUGGUGUGCGGGCCCGCGGCUAUGGCUGACGAGGUUAGGGUUGCGGUGGCGAGGUUGGGGCGGCGCGGGGUGGUGGUGCGGUUGAUUGAGGAGAGUUUCACUUGGUAG
Chaetomium globosum CBS 148.51 is the source of this 2145-nucleotide messenger RNA. RefSeq lists its product as uncharacterized. Gene Ontology annotation, cellular component: plasma membrane. The transcript has 4 exons. Lineage: Eukaryota; Fungi; Ascomycota; Sordariomycetes; Sordariales; Chaetomiaceae. Gene Ontology annotation, biological process: intracellular iron ion homeostasis; copper ion import; iron ion transport. Gene Ontology annotation, molecular function: ferric-chelate reductase activity. Bases 1 to 2145 code for a protein of 714 amino acids. The record is from RefSeq and is a predicted model, not a curated record.